AUGGGAAACUCUAGAGACUAUCUUGGUCGUCUUAUUUUAAUUAUCAGUACCAUCAUUUUAUCGAUUACUCCUGGAUAUUUGUCAGCACAAGUCAAUGCCGGCAUGGCUAUCAAUCUCAACAGUGGAACAAUGAUACAGACGGCAUUUAGUGUUGAUUUAACAAACAUCGACAUUACUCAAAUCACCAGCUA
This is a messenger RNA of Adineta steineri, 191 nucleotides long. The record is from the annotation of a GenBank genome assembly. Lineage: Eukaryota; Metazoa; Rotifera; Eurotatoria; Adinetida; Adinetidae.